AUGGCAGAUACUCUGAUAACCGCAAUUGCUCGACGAGGGGCCGAAAAUAUCCACUCACUCACUGCAGUCUCGAACAAUGCCGGCGCGCCAGGCAAAGGUGGCCUCUCUACCUUGACACAGUCCGGGCAGGUUGACCGACUUAUCAUAUCGUACCUUGGAAAUAAUAAAGCGCUAGAGAAGAAAUACCUUACAGGGAACAUCGCUAUUGAGCUGUGCCCUCAAGGAACCUUGGCGGAGCGCCUCCGUGCGGGGGGUGCUGGAAUUCCUGCUUUCUACACUGCUACAGGGGCUCAUACCUUUCUUCAGGAUGGCAGAAUUCCUGUGCGUGUCGAUGCAUCUGGCAAUGUGUUGGAACAUGGCAAACCGCGGGAGACAAGGGUUUUCAACAACAAGACAUACUUGAUGGAGACUGCGCUUACCGGCGACGUCGCCAUUCUCCGCGCGUGGAAGGUAGACGAAGCUGGAAACUGCGUUUUCCGCUACACCACCAAGGCAUUCGGGCCUAUUAUGGCCAAAGCAGCAACCCUUACCAUUGUCGAGGCCGAGAACAUUGUUCCAGUUGGUUCAAUUGAUCCCAACGAUGUUGACCUGCCUGGUAUCUUUGUGGAUAGGAUUGUUCCUUCGACAGCUGAGAAGCAAAUCGAGAUCAGGAAACUCCGACAAUCGCAGGAAGAUGGCUCUACGGCAGCAGGUGUAUCGCCGGCUAUCAUUCAGAGAAACCGAAUUGCAAAAAGAGCAGCUAAGGAACUCAAGCAGGGGUACUAUGUGAACCUGGGAGUCGGCAUUCCCACACUCGCACCGUCGAUGCUGCCUGAGGGUGUCAAGGUGUGGAUUCAAUCGGAGAAUGGCAUCCUUGGAAUGGUAAGGCAAGAGCGGCGCGGUAAUAGAACGGACAUUAUCAAUGCGGGUAAAGAGACCGUUACCUUGCUGCCAGGCGCUGCAACUUUCGACAGCACAGAGUCCUUUGGGAUGAUAAGGGGCGGACACGUUGAUGUUUCAAUCCUAGGGGCUCUUCAAGUCUUUAAAGGGAUGGGCGGAGCUAUGGAUCUAAUCUCAAACCCCGACCAAACCAAGAUUGUCGUCGCAACCAGUCACACAGCGAAAGAUGGCUUACCCAAAAUUGUCACAGAAUGCUCUCUUCCACUGACAGGGGCUAACUGUGUCAGCACGAUCGUCACGGAGCUGUGCGUUUUCCAAGUCGACCGCCAAAAGGGCGAGCUUACCCUGACCGAGCUUGCGCCUGGAGUGGACGUUAAUGAAGUGCGGGAAAAGACGGGGGCACCAUUCCACGUUGCGGAUAAACUGGAGGUUAUGGAGUAG
Molecule: messenger RNA, 1320 nt
Organism: Aspergillus nidulans FGSC A4
Lineage: Eukaryota; Fungi; Ascomycota; Eurotiomycetes; Eurotiales; Aspergillaceae
Product: 3-oxoacid CoA-transferase
Exons: 8
Coding region: 1-1320 (439 amino acids)
Biological process (GO): ketone body catabolic process
Molecular function (GO): succinyl-CoA:3-oxo-acid CoA-transferase activity; CoA-transferase activity
Source: RefSeq, a predicted model, not a curated record